AUGGUUAUCCCGUUCCUGAGGGGAACAGCGUUUGAGCAGCCGCCGCCAGAUUUGGCCUCGUUCCUUUACAAGAACAGGAUCGUGUACCUGGGGAUGUGCCUCGUGCCGUCGGUGACGGAGCUCAUGCUAGCCGAGUUCCUCUACCUUCAGUACGAGGACGCGGAGAAACCCAUCUACAUGUACAUCAACUCCACCGGCACUACCAAGGUCGGCGCUUCUGCUCCACUUAUUGCUACAUAUGAUUGUUGCUACAGAAAUGAGCGUGUCUCCGAAACCUCCUUCUAG
Molecule: messenger RNA, 285 nt
Organism: Triticum turgidum subsp. durum (durum wheat)
Lineage: Eukaryota; Viridiplantae; Streptophyta; Magnoliopsida; Poales; Poaceae
Source: the annotation of a GenBank genome assembly